ACUGACUCGGAGGGAGGAUUCAUCGAGUUUUUCGACUGAUGUGAUUCCAUCCGACGGGAUCAGGGGCGCAGUGAGACAUCCACGCGUUAAAUGUCACCACGUGAUUCUUUCAAUAUAUCACGUCUCAUCAUCCACUCUUCCCCGCGCAGUACUAACCGUACAGUCCCCUUCAAUGUCACCCAGACGGUGACGACCCCGAGGCUAUUCAGCUGGGCCUACGCCUGGCCCCCAAGCCCAGGCGUCCAAUGUGCUAAUCCCGGAACGGACCAAGGCACUACGCCUGUCAAGAAUAGUCUGGUUCCACGGAUCCUCGCAAUAAAACCAGCCGCCUCGGGUUCUGAAGGAGCAUCGAAUCAGCCCCUGGUCGAGUUCUGCCGCGCGAAUCACACGAAACGCGAGGCUACCACCUCGAGUAUCAAUGCGAGGACGGUCCCGGCUUCUCGCCCUGCUGAUGGAGUCGAAAUUUGCUGUCUUUUCGCAGGACGCCUGAUCCAUGUGGUCCCUUGCAUGGAGGUUUGAGACUGAGAACCGAACGAUGCAGUGGGAUCUUGCGCCGAUGUAAUGCUGUGCGAGGGUGUUGGUGAGUCUGUUGAAUUGCGCGGGGAAGCCAUGCUCCCCUUGUCAGUCAUCCAUUGUCGCUCCGUCCUGGAAGUAGCCGCCUAGAUUCUCGACGCGCCGACCCCAGACGGCGAGACUUGGUCACAAACCCACAGCGGAGCUGACUGGAAGAGUUGUGUCGUGCAACCCUCAACCAGGGGUAAGGUGCUGAGAUAGGGGUAAGCUGUAGAUGUUGUACCAAGUGAUUUUUGUGGCAGAGUGGAAGAGCUCCCUCGAGCAAUGCAG
Messenger RNA from Aspergillus campestris IBT 28561, 843 nucleotides. RefSeq lists its product as uncharacterized. Lineage: Eukaryota; Fungi; Ascomycota; Eurotiomycetes; Eurotiales; Aspergillaceae. Bases 91 to 519 code for a protein of 142 amino acids. The transcript has 2 exons. The record is from RefSeq and is a predicted model, not a curated record.